GAGGGGGCGUGUAGGAGGGGGGGCGGAGGAGGUGGAUGGUAAAGCCCGGAGCCAGACCCAGACCCAGAGCCACACAGCCACGCUGAAGGGGACUAGAGUGAAGGCGUCCAACGGAGAUAACUACAUCAUCCUGGCCCCCAUAAACCCAGGAAGCCAGAUAUUGAGGCCUGUCUACCAGGACAACCAUGGUACGUUGGCAGGGAGGAUAUACCCGGGUCAGGCCAGCAUGCCCCAGACACAAGGGUCUGGCGGUGCCCCGCCUGGGGGUGUAGGACUAGCAGGCCGGACCACCUUCCUACGACGCUCCACUAAUGCCAAGAUGUCUAAGCCAUCCGAUGCCAACCUCUCUGGCCAACCCCCACCCAGCUACCAGCAGGCCCAGAGCUCCAACUUUGCUAAUUACCAGAACUGUACUAUAGUACGCUCCCAUGUACCACACGGCAACCCGCACAGCAACUAUGGCUACGUCAAAGCAGCACCCAAGAUCCUCAUCUUCCCCAUUUUUGUUCAGCCUCUGGACCUGUGUAACCCCACACGGACUCUGGUGGUCUCUGAGGAGAUGAUCCUCCACGAGAGCAAGCACCUCUCCAUUAAGGUGACCGUGUUCAUCUAUACAGACCUGAUGUUGGUGACCAGAGAGGAUGAACCAGGGAGAUGUAACGUCCUACAGAAUCCUCUAUAUCUCAGACAACUACGGCUACAGGACGAUCAUGCUGAAGAUCUGAGGUUCUAUCUCAUCCACAUGACUGAGAAGUGUGACUGCCUGCUCAGUCUGGAAGCAUACUCUGCCGACCAGAAGCGGCGUGUGUGUCAGUGUCUGAAGGACACCAUUGACAAGCAGCUCCAGCUCCAGAGGAGUGCGCCUUUCUACCCUCCUGCCGACCAGAUGCUGGAGCCCAAGGUGGACACCCCUCCAUGUGAGCUGGGAGGAGGACGAGGCCAACCCCUGCCACCUGGGUCUGAAGAGGACCACCUCUACCCCUACCCCUCCAGCCCCUCAGAGCCCCUGACCCUGGGCAGCCUGCACCCCUCUGAGCUUCUCACCCCCCUGGAGGAGGUUUGCACCGCGCUGGGCAACGGAGAGGAGCACAAGGUGCCCCCCACCCCACCGCCCUCCACCGAGGGAGAGGACAGCAAGAGCAUGGAGGGCACUGAGCCCGAGAUCUGGCGGGAAAGAGAGGAGGAGGUGGAGCAAGGGGAGGAGGAGAGGAAGGGUGAGGAGGAAGUAGAGAUAGAGAAGGGAGGGGAAAGAGAGAGGGAGGAGGAGGAGGAGGGAGGAGAUGUGAAUCCCCCGGUGACGGAUGACGAAGCCCCAUCAGACCCCCCCGACACCAACGCCCCCCCCUCCUCUUCCUCCUCCUUCGUCAUCCCCGAGCUCCGCCUAGAUCGCUCCUUCAGCGCCGAUGCCCUCUCCUCGCCCAACACCGACGAAGAGUACGAUGAGGAUGAUGAGGAAGAUGAAGAUGAUGAUGAGGAAGAAGAAGAAGAUGACAGCGAUGAUGCCUACCUAGAGCGCAGUGACAGUAAGCGCCGUAGCAUGGUGGAGGGCUCUGCCUGCGAGAAGCACGGUGGCAGGCUGAGUGUCCAGAACUCACUGCGGCGCCGCACGCACAGCGAGGGCAGUCUGCUGCAGGACCCACGCGCCACCGGCUUCACCUCAGAUAUCGCCAUCAACUGCCUGGACCCGACCCACGCCCACAAGGGGGGCUGGACGCUGCCUUCGCCCAAGACCCUGAAGAAGGAGCUGACCAAGAACGGAGGCUCCAUGCACCAGCUCUGCAUGCUCUUCUCUGGAAGGAAGCUCAGCGCCGGAUCCCCAUGCAGCUGUGAAGUUGGCCCCGACGGGUCCAAGAAAUCUAAGAAAUCCAAGAACCUGGCCAAAGACAUGAAGAACCGGCUUGCUUUCCUGAGGAGGAGGAAUGAGUCUCCCGGAAGCAACCCAGCCGGCAAAUUCGACAAGUCCUUGAAGUCAGUAAAGCCCACCCCGGAGGAGGCACUCAAAUGGGGGGAAUCUCUGGACAAGCUGCUGGCCCAUAAAUAUGGCCUGGCGGCGUUCAGAGCUUUCCUGCGCACAGAGUUCAGCGAGGAGAAUCUGGAAUUCUGGCUGGCAUGUGAGGAUUACAAGAAGAUUAAGUCGCAAUCCAAGAUGGCGUCCAAAGCCAAGAAGGUCUUUGCUGAAUACAUCGCCAUCCAGUCUUGUAAAGAGGUGAACUUGGACUCGUACACCCGAGAACACACCAAGGACAACCUUCAGAAUGUGACGCGCUCCUGCUUCGACCUGGCCCAGCGCAGGAUAUACGGCCUGAUGGAGAAGGACUCGUACCCCCGCUUCCUCCGCUCAGAACUCUACAUGGACUUAGUCAACCAGAAGAAGGCCAGCACCACGUCCACCUCCUCAUCGUCGUAAACACACAGAGAUUGAGAGAGAAAGUGAGAGACGACGACAAAAGAGAGAAGACAGAGACUUGAAAGCAGGGGGAGGUUGAUUUUUUUAUACGUUCGCCGUUUUGUUUCUGCCAUCUUCCUGUCCCACUAUAAUUUGGGUGUGAGAGAGACAGCAAGCUAGGCUGUGGGAUUGAGGGGGAUGUUGUUUACACAACGACCAUGAUGACGGGCCGAUUGUGGAUGGAUGAAAGGAUGGAGAGGAGAGCCCAGUCAGGACAGCUGGUCACAGUCAUGUGACGGCUGGACACUUCUCUGAUCACUCUCAUUGAUAAUUGAUCACUGUCUGUCUUUCAUAACGAUAUACAUUAAUUUGUCCGGAUGUACUGUAGAAAGGAUGGGGUGCUGAAACCUCCGCAGACAUGAAGACAGUCCGGUACUGUUUUGGCGCUUUUGUUGAUAUUUACCUUCUUCUUUUUUUUACACCCCCAAUCACCCUCCUCCUCCUCCUCCUCCUCCUCCUCCUCCUUUGGAGCCAGUUCAAAUGCUGUUGGUACGACACAAAGGUUUGUUUUGUCUUAGUUUCUCCAUGUCUCACAAUGCUUUAAAUACCAUUUCCAAACGGCUUGCGAGAAAAAGGAGAAACGUGAUAGCUGGAUCAAUGUCUGGAUGACUGGACGAAAAGCAGUUUUUGUCCGGUUUUGAAUAUUUUUUCUGUUCACGGUGUACACACAUCUCUCAAGCAUAGUCAGCAUCUGUUCUGUUCAGCACCCUCUCACAGGGUCUCACCUCAUCACAUUCAUCCAAGUAAUACAGCAAAAGACACUGAGAGACAGAGGGAAAGAAGAGAGAGAGAGAGAAAGAUGGAAAAAUACCAACAAUGGAACGGACCAAAACUGCAAAAGCAGAAAUGUGCCACUCUCACUCUAAAAGAUCUUGAAAAUCUAAAAAAGACUUGCUGCCUCCAAAGAACGUAGAAUAAAGAGAAGUAACACUUGACUGUGUUCUGAUAAGCAAUUCAUUGUAGCUCCACCUGGACUCAACGAGGCAGCAUUCUCAGGACAUUAAGGCACUUGACUAUGAAGCUUCCAUGCUUGAUUUUAUUGCUAUUCAUUUUCAGUAUACACAUAAAAUGUUUUUUUUUUUAAUAAUUUUAAGUUCAAACCUGCACUCCAUAAGUAUACUGAGCAAUACUGUUGGGAGGUUGCUCUUUUCAUACACAUAACAAAUACAAUAAAUGCUUCACCUGUACAAAGGUCUGCCUAUUUAUUUAGAUAUCUUGCUGGAUGCUUCACCCAUUGCACUCAGCUGAAAGCUCUCCCUUCCCCUAACCACGAACCAGGUCCACCGCUGUCCUGACUUUAAGUGCAAUAUGUUUUUGUUUAUUUUCCUUUUUUUCAAUUUUUAUCGGAAAGACAAUGUCUUGAGCUCUGUAUUAUAAACUUUAUUUGUAAGAGUUGUGUUGCAAAAUUCUGCUUUAAAGCUGAUUUACAGUUUAAGUAAAUAAUCAAGAAUAGAUACAUGAAUUAAGCAAGUCAUUCUAACUGUGUACCCUGGCAGCAGGCAGCUAGGGGUUAAGGAUGUACAUAUAAUUCUUUAAGAAAAGAAAGAAAAAAACUAAAAAAACAAGAGGUUUCAAUUGCAUUGAGCUGGAACCUGGCUGUAUCUAUGUAAAUAUGAGAGACUCAAAGCUAUAAGAUGACAUGUAUUGUUAUAAACAUUAGGAAGGUUGGCUACGGUCUGCCCUUUCCUGGUCAUACACUGCUUGUCAGGAGUUUUAUGAAAUGUGUUUGAUCAUUUUCAUUGUUUACAAUUCAAACGCAUCUCCCAAGACAAUAGAAAUACAUUUGGUGUUAUUGCUGAAAAUAAAUAAAACAACCAACUGGUGAAAUAAUUAA
Messenger RNA from Coregonus clupeaformis (lake whitefish), 4280 nucleotides. RefSeq names its product regulator of G-protein signaling 3. The coding region runs from base 227 to 2407 and encodes 726 amino acids. Lineage: Eukaryota; Metazoa; Chordata; Actinopteri; Salmoniformes; Salmonidae. Gene Ontology annotation, cellular component: plasma membrane; nucleus. The record is from RefSeq and is a predicted model, not a curated record. The transcript is spliced from 13 exons. Gene Ontology annotation, biological process: signal transduction.